Molecule: messenger RNA, 3186 nt
Organism: Heterobasidion irregulare TC 32-1
Lineage: Eukaryota; Fungi; Basidiomycota; Agaricomycetes; Russulales; Bondarzewiaceae
Exons: 8
Coding region: 1-3006 (1001 amino acids)
Biological process (GO): tricarboxylic acid cycle
Cellular component (GO): mitochondrion; oxoglutarate dehydrogenase complex
Molecular function (GO): oxoglutarate dehydrogenase (succinyl-transferring) activity; thiamine pyrophosphate binding
Source: RefSeq, a predicted model, not a curated record
AUGUUGCAGCGGAACGCGCUCCGGCGGCUCCGCACCAUCGCUAGCAGGCCCAGGCUCCCGAAGCCCCCCGCAUCCCUUUUCCUCGCCCGCGACCUCGCCACCCCCGCCGCCGCGCCCUCCCCCAACGACAUCUUCGCAAACGGCACGAAUGCGUACUACGCGGAUGAGAUGUACCGCCACUGGAGGCAGGAUCCCUCCUCGGUGCACGCGUCCUGGGACGCUUAUUUCAAGGGCCUCGACAAGGGUUUGGGCCCGAACGCUUUCCAGCCCCCUCCCAGGUUCUUGCCUGCCCCUUCAGAUGGUGCGCCUUCCCUGCACGCCUCUGGCGGCGCACAGCUAGACGACCAUCUCAAGGUUCAACUGCUCGUCCGCGCAUAUCAAGUGCGCGGCCAUCAUGUUGCCGAGCUUGAUCCCCUCGGCAUCCUCGAUGCCGAUCUCGCCGACGUCCACCCGCCAGAGCUCGAGCUCAGCCAUUACAGCUUCAGCGAGCGCGACCUCGAUAAGCAGAUCACCCUCGGCCCCGGCAUCCUCCCCCACUUCGCUACCGAGGACCGAAAAACGAUGUCUUUGGGUGACAUCAUCAAGACCCUCAAGCGGAUGUACUGCGGUGCGGUCGGUAUCCAGUACGUCCACAUCCCGGACAAAGAUCAGUGCGACUGGAUCCGCGAGCGCGUGGAAAUACCCAAGCCAUGGAACUAUACCGUAGAGGAGAAGCGCAUGAUCCUCGACCGCCUCAUCUGGUCCGAGUCCUUCGAGAAGUUCAUCGCGAGCAAGUACCCCAACGAAAAGCGCUUCGGGCUCGAGGGCUGCGAGGCCCUCAUCCCUGGUAUGAAGGCCCUCAUCGAUCGCUCUGUCGACCACGGUGUAAAGCACGUCACCAUGGGCAUGCCCCACCGUGGUCGCCUCAACGUCCUGGCCAACGUCAUUCGCAAACCCGUCGAGGCUAUCCUGAAUGAGUUUUCAGGAACCACGGACACGGACCCGGCUGGUGACGUCAAGUACCACCUCGGCGCCAACUACGUCCGCCCGACCCCGUCCGGAAAGAAGGUCUCGCUCUCUCUCGUCGCCAACCCGUCCCAUCUCGAGGCGGAGGACCCCGUCGUGCUCGGCAAGACACGCGCAAUCCAGCACUUUGAGAACGAUGAGCUGACGCACACCACGGCCAUGGGCGUUCUCCUGCACGGUGAUGCUGCGUUCGCGGGACAGGGCAUCGUCUACGAGACCAUGGGCUUCCACAACCUUCCUUCGUACGGCACCGGCGGGACCAUCCACAUGAUCGUCAACAACCAGAUCGGCUUCACCACGGACCCCCGCUUCGCCCGCUCCACGCCUUACCCGUCCGACAUCGCCAAGUCCAUCGACGCGCCCAUCUUCCACGUCAACGGCGACAAUGUCGAGGCCGUCACCUUCGUCUGCCAGCUCGCCGCCGACUACCGCGCCAAGUUCAAGAAGGACGUCGUGAUCGACAUCGUGUGCUACCGCCGCUACGGACACAACGAGACGGACCAGCCGAGCUUCACCCAACCGCGCAUGUACAAGGCCAUCGAGAAGCAGCCGACGCCGCUGACGCAGUACACGAAGUUCCUCGUCGGCCGCGGCACGUUCACGGAGAAGGACAUCGAGGAGCACAAGAAGUGGGUCUGGGGCAUGCUCGAGACCGCGGCGAACGCCGCCAAAGACUACGUCCCCACGAGCAAGGAAUGGCUGUCCGCGUCCUGGCAGGGCUUCCCGUCCCCGAAGCAGCUCGCGGAAGAGACGCUCCCGACGCGCCCCACCGGCGUCGACGAGUCGACCCUGAAGUACAUCGGCAAGGCAGUCGCAUCGUACCCGUCCGGCUUCAGCGUUCACCGCAACCUCGCGCGCAUCCUCACCACCCGCGGCAAGACCGUUGAGGAGGGCGAGAACAUCGACUGGUCCACCGCCGAGGCACUCGCGUUUGGCUCGCUCGCGCUCGAGAAGACGCACGUGCGCGUGUCCGGGCAGGACGUCGAGCGCGGCACGUUCUCGCAGCGCCACGCGGUGCUACACGACCAGGCGAACGAGCAGCAGUACGUCCCGCUGAACAACCUCGGCUCGGACCAGGCGCGCUUCGUCGUCUGCAACUCGUCGCUGUCCGAGUUCGGCGCGCUCGGGUUCGAGCUCGGCUACUCGCUCGUCUCGCCCGACGCGCUCACGAUCUGGGAGGCGCAGUUUGGCGACUUUGCGAACAACGCGCAGUGCAUCAUCGAUCAGUUCAUCGCCUCCGGCGAGCGCAAGUGGCUCCAGCGCACCGGGCUCAUGAUGAGUCUCCCCCACGGCUACGACGGCCAGGGCCCGGAGCACUCGAGCGCGCGCAUCGAGCGCUUUUUGCAGCUCUGCGACGACCACCCGCACGUGUUCCCCAGCCCCGAGAAGAUCGAGCGCCAGCAUCAGGAUUGCAACAUGCAGAUCGUCUACGCCACCACGCCCGCCAACUACUUCCACGUCAUCCGCCGCCAGAUCCACCGUGGCUUCCGCAAGCCGCUUAUCAACUUCUUCUCGAAGAACCUCCUGCGCCACCCCAAGGCGCGCUCGACCUUGGCGGAGAUGACCGACGAGACGAUCUUCCAGCGGUACAUCCCCGAGGCUUCGGCAGACCUCGCUGCGCCCGAGGAGAUUCGGCGCCACAUCCUCUGCUCUGGCCAGGUGUACUACACCCUUCUGCAGGAGCGCGAGGACAGGGGUAUCAAGGACGUCGCGAUCAGCAGACUCGAGCAGAUCUCGCCCUUCCCAUACGACCUGAUCACGCCCCAUCUAGACGCCUACCCGAACGCCGACAUCCUCUGGUGCCAGGAGGAGCCGCUGAAUAACGGCGCGUGGACGUACGUCGGGCCGCGCAUCCUGACCGCCGCGAACGAGACGCAGUACCACAGGGGCAAGUACCCGCACUACGCCGGGCGCGAGCCCACCAGCUCCGUCGCCACCGGCAGCAAGUCCCAGCACAAGAAGGAGAUCGAGGCGUUCCUCGACGCCGCGUUCGCCUUGUGAGCGCGAACCACGUGUCGUCGGACGGUCUCUGUCUUGUUUUUUUUUUUUGGUUUCUCAGUCCAGAAAUGGCCAUCCAUCCGUUUCGUUAGAUACGUGUUCCUGAGUUGCCCGACAGACGUUCUCGCACUGUAUGCUGCUUUUUUCGUUCGAACAAUAUUAUAAUGAGGCUCCCGCUCUCCC